AUGCAGAUCAGUUUUGUGACACUGGCACUUGCUCUGACAGCGUCAGCGGUGUCAUUGCCUGAGAGGGCUGUCUUUAACAGACGAGCGGCGAUCGACCUUCAGAAUGGCCAGGAUGCCAUUGCUCUAAACAAUAAAUUCAAGACACUUACUGCUUCCUCCCCUUGCACUGCUCCUGAAAAUGCUUGCGUAGGAGGCAAAUUCGCUCAGUGCGUCGGUGGCAAAUUCACUAUUCUUGGCUGUGCCGGCGGAACUGUUUGCGCUGCUCUUCCAAAUGUUGGAUCGGCUGGGACAAGUAUUGCUUGCACAACACAAGCUGAUUUGGCUCAGCGCCUCGCCGCGACGGGUGCACAGGAUGCCUCUGCAACCUCUGCCGCCCCCCCUGCAGCCAGCACGGUUGCUGCCCCACCACCGACUGCCGAAACUGGUUCAGGCAGUGGAGACGAUGCGCAAACAUCUCUGACUCUUGAUCCUGCUGUCAUUGCCAAGGGAUUCGCCAAUGACGGACAGGACACACCCACCGCUGGUCAAGUUGCGUCUUUGACUUCGACGAACAACUUUAUCAAUUUCUGCAAGACGGUCAACUUGCCAUUGACCAACGGCGCUCAAGUCGUGGAUGGCUCUUGUAACCCUGCUCCGAUGGGAGUGAUCCCUGCCAAAACCAAGAUGCCCUCAUCGAAAUUCAUCUUCCCGCCCAACAAUGGUAAAGUAGCAGCCAACCAACUGUUCACCAUCAAGAUGGCCAUCAACAAUCUUGAAACGGGAAACUUUGUCAAUGCAGCUGAGAACUAUUUCUCUGCUCCUCAGCAACUGAACGCACAGGGACUUAUUCGCGGUCACUCUCACGUUGUUAUUGAAAAGUUGGACUCUUUGGACCAGACGACAACCACUGACCCUACAGUGUUUGCCUUUUUCAAGGGCCUGAACGGUGCUGCUUCUGGUGGCGUUCUCACUGCUGAUGUGGAUAAGGGUCUCCCCGCCGGAUUCUACAAGCUGUCUUCGAUCAACACUGCUGCCAACCAUCAACCAGUGCUUGUGCCUGUUGCCCAGCACGGAUCUCUGGAUGAUGCAGUCUACUUCACUGUGGCUUGA
This is a messenger RNA of Psilocybe cubensis, 1089 nucleotides long. RefSeq lists its product as uncharacterized. Bases 1 to 1089 code for a protein of 362 amino acids. The record is from RefSeq and is a predicted model, not a curated record. NCBI's taxonomy places the organism in Eukaryota, Fungi, Basidiomycota, Agaricomycetes, Agaricales, Agrocybaceae. The transcript is spliced from 7 exons.